CGAGAAUCUGACUUUAACAGAAAUUUAUGUGUGGCGCGCCGUUCAAAUUUACCACACAUAGAAAGUCCGAUGACAUUCGGCUCGGGGAGCUGUCAAAAACUCGGCUACCAUCCAUCCCCUAUAAGACCUUCUACUAACGUAGCAGGAAUACUUUAAAUUUCAUCGGUGUGCGGUAGACCAUGUAUAAUCAAGGACAUACUGGAGUGACAUCGAGCGUUGACUCGCAUUCAGUACAUGCAAACGAGGAGGAGGGGCGCAGUAACACCGUAGGGUCAACAAUGGCUAUUCGCAACCCUAUCCUUCGCUGGUUAACGACAUUGGGCUCCGGUAUUAUUCUUGACAUUCGCGCCCGAGCACCCCAUUUCGCCAGCGACUGGACCGAUGCUUGGAAUUAUCGAGUUAUUCCGGCCACAGCGUUGAUAUUCUUCGCCAAUGUUCUUCCCGGAAUUGCUUUCUCUCUAGAUCUUAUAGAAACCACUGGACAGUAUGGCGUCGCCGAAGUUCUCAUCUCGUCCUUCAUGGCCGCAUUCAUUUUUUCCGUUUUCGGUGCUCAACCCCUCACGAUUGCAGGCGUCACCGGCCCCAUCACGGUGUUCAACAAGACGAUUUAUGACAUUAUAGAAAGACAGGCCGAUGCUCCGGUAUACCUUCAUUUUAUAGGAUGGGUUUACCUUUGGGCAGCUAUCAUCCAUUGGGUCACCGCGAUUCUCAACUGGUGUAAUUUCCUCAAAUACGUUACUCUCUUUUCCUGCGAUACUUUUGGCUUUUAUGUCUCCUGGGUGUACCUCCAAUAUGGCAUACAAGUCAUCACGAGGCAGUUCAAGGAUAGCACCUCAUCCUCUGUGCAAGGGACUUUCGUCUCCAUCAUCCUUGCUCUACUUAUGCUCGUGGUGUCUUUCUUAUUCCAAAUGCUCUCCGAUACGACAUUAUUCCAUCGCCAUGUUCGCCGUUUCUUAGCAGACUAUGGCAUGCCUAUCUCCUUGGUUGCAACUUCUGCCAUGGCGUACUGGGGGAGGUUCAAUGCUGCUAAUCCGUUGACCCUGCCCAUCAAUGGCGCGUUCGAAGCCGCCGGUGGGCGAGAGUGGCUCGUAGCGUUCUGGCAGCUGGAAGGAAAAUGGGUGGGCAUCGCACUUCCAUUCGGAAUCGUGCUGUGGAUCUUGUUCUUUUUUGACCAUAAUGUUUCGUCUCUCAUGGCGCAAGGUUCCGAGUUUCCCCUCCGCAAGCCUCCCGGUUUCCAUUACGAUUUUUUCUUGCUGGGAGUAACGACGUUCAUCGCUGGACUCAUUGGUGUUCCAGCUCCGAAUGGGUUGAUUCCUCAAGCUCCCAUUCAUACGACGUCGCUGAUAGUAAUGGGUCGGCCGGUCAAGAAGGCUGAUGAGGAAGAGCCCUACAACGAGAAGAGUCGAGCAUUGUCUAAUGCAGUCGAAGUGCCUGUCGCCGUUGUGGAGCAGCGAGUGUCCAACCUUGCUCAGGGCGCCCUGUGUCUCGUUCUGCUCACAGGCCCGUUCCUUCACAUACUGAACCUGAUUCCUCGAGGAGUUCUUGCUGGACUCUUCUGGUUCAUGGGUGCAGAUGCCCUUCGUGGAAAUGGGAUUACACAGAAAAUCCUGUACUUCUUCCGGGACAAGACUUUGACUCCUCAAGACGAACCUUUGCGUAAAGUCAGAAAGUCGCGCAUCCUCAUGUUUGUUGCUAUCCAACUUGGUGGUUUUGGGGCAACGUUUGCGAUUACUCAAACGAUAGCUGCCAUCGGAUUUCCGGUGAUUAUCUUGCUGCUCAUUCCUUUGCGCACGCUGGUCAUCCCACGAUUACCCUUUACAAGUGAAGAGCUAGCCAUUUUGGAUGGGCCAACGGCGUCUCCGUUCACAAUGGAGUCUGUUGGGGGUUCGCUAUGAAUGGUGAUCAUAGAAGAACAUUUACUUGGGCGUCUGCAAUACAUCUUGCUCACCUACUCUUACUAUUUAGAGCUCAUUGUACAACGCAGGUAGACUAUCACUAUUAGAAGCUUGUGUCUCAAGUUCAGCGCCUUGUCCAAUUCAGGGGAACAUCCAUCGAUCGACAUUCAGAGUAUCCACUUUUCACUGAGCUUCAAUUUUCAACAUUCCUACUGUGACGGUUUCUUCUCGAUGUGGAUAUUCAC
Molecule: messenger RNA, 2140 nt
Organism: Desarmillaria tabescens
Lineage: Eukaryota; Fungi; Basidiomycota; Agaricomycetes; Agaricales; Physalacriaceae
Product: HCO3 transporter family-domain-containing protein
Exons: 7
Coding region: 180-1895 (571 amino acids)
Biological process (GO): monoatomic ion homeostasis; borate transport; transmembrane transport
Cellular component (GO): basolateral plasma membrane; fungal-type vacuole; plasma membrane
Molecular function (GO): borate efflux transmembrane transporter activity; solute:inorganic anion antiporter activity
Source: RefSeq, a predicted model, not a curated record